AAACAUACCUUAAAAUCUUGCCAGGUUUCUUGGAACUCCUCCAUGACUGUUCUUUCUGGGAACUGUCUAACUUAAAUUAUUAAAAGAAAAAAACGCAUGAACUUUUGCAAGAUUCGGAAAAGCUACUGUACUGUACCUUUUGUCUUGCAUGGUUUUUAGAUCAUGGUUCGAGAUAUGGAGAUUCCAUUCGAGAAUAAUAAGGUUUAUGUGGCAGUUAGUGAAGAUGUUGAUGAUGGGUUUCUGACGUUAGACUGGGCACUAAGGAAAUGGUCCACUCAAUCAAUCGUAAUAGUCAUUCUCUAUGCUGCCAAUAACAUAUGCAAAGAUUACGUAUACACCCUACUUGGAAAAUUUCCUGCAAGUUCUGUAAGUGAGGAGAAACUGAAAGAUCUUGAGCAGAAUGAAGAAGCCAAAACACACAGAAUUCUGUCAAAAUACAUGGCCUUUUGUCACAAGGUAAAAACUGAAAUUCUCAGGAUUGAGAAAUACAAUAAUGAGCCUGUUCAAAAGAUCAUGGUGGAUUUAAUCUCUGGAAUUCGGAUAACUAAGCUAGUCAUGUCCUUGAAAUUCAUGAGGCCUGUAUGUUGGAAAUCAAGGGGUGCGAUAAGCGGAUCAUUUUAUGUGCACAGGCAGAAACCAGGUUUCUGUGAAUUGUUCAUAAUAUGUGGAGGGAAACUGGUUUUCCUCAGAGAAGAGAACAAAGAAGGGCUGAUAGAGGAUGAAAAGGGAGCAAUUCUUGCUAGGAGUAGAGAAAAGAGGCCAACUUUCAGAAGCUAUGUGGGGAAAAUGUUCAAUGAAGCUUCUGCCAAGGGGAAAAAACCAUGCGAUUUGCCUUCUUCUUCUUCUUCCACAUCAGUUCAUCAAUGGGACAAGUACAAAGAAGAGAUUGAACUUUAUUUCACUCAGUUAUUAUCAUCAAAUGCAGAGGCAUCAGAUGAACUCUUUCAGAAGCUUGCUAAGAAGCCAGAUAUGGCUGAUAAUAUGACAAGAGAAGAAAAGAGAGCCAGGAUCCAGGAGAUCCAAGAAGUGAUUCAACAAAUCAGAAAAGAAGCUAAAACCAAUCCUGCAAGGCUUGCAAGGGCUAAAUGGGCUAUGAGUUUGUGUAGCAGCCGGGCUGUGGAACUUGGAGGCUGCAUAAAUGAAGAGAUAGCUAAAAGGGCUCAGCUUGAGAAAGAGUUUUGCUCGACGAAACAAGAGUUGAAUAAACUCCAGACUGAAACUGAGGAGAAAAGGGCUAUGCUUAACUCAACUCUCCAACUCCGAGACCAGCUCUCAAGAAAGCUCCAUCUGUUGUCUCAGGAAAUAUCGCAAGCUGGGCUUCAGGUGGAGGAGGAGACGAGAGCACAGGCUGCAAUGGCUCAGGAAGCCGAAAAGCUGAGAAGGCAAAGAGAUGUCUUUCUGCAUAGAAUUGAGUUCUCUAAAGGAAACGAUACUGCAAUGGGGUCGGGGGAGCAAAGAUUUCAUUACAGACAGUUCACUGCUGCAGAGAUCAGAGCUGCCACCGAUGACCUCUCAGAACGAAUGAGGUUAAAAUCGGGCGGGGACUGGACAAAUGUAUAUAAAGGGUGCCUAAAUUCAACUCUAGUGGCAGUCAAGAUAUAUAGUAAUUCAGGGAUUGGAGAUUCUGAAGAGGCCUUCCAGGCUAAGGUCAACCUCCUUAGCAGCAUAAGGCAUCCUAAUAUUCUCAGCAUGAUGGGAUUCUGUUCUGAGCUAAAGUGCAUAGUGUUUGAGUACAUGCCUAAUGGCUGCUUAAGAGACAUUCUCUUCUCAACUCACAGAACCUCCAAGAAAAGGAACAGAUCGUCUCUGAAUUGGCUUACGCGUAUACAUAUUGCAGCCGAGGUUUCAACAGGCCUGUCAUUCCUCCAUGAGGCUAAACCAAGACCCAUGGUUCAUGGCAGGCUUAACCCCUCAAGAAUAUUGCUGGACCGAAACAAUGUGGCGAAAUUCAGUGGUUUGAUGCCCUCUAUGUGCUAUGAUGCCUCGGAGAUAAGUUCAGAUAUGAGGGCAUUUGGGAACCUGAUAUUGCAGCUUCUGAGUGGGAGGAAUUGGGGAGGGCUAGUUGAAGAGGCAAUAAUGAUGGAUCAGACUGCAGUCAUUAAUGUGGUAGAUGAGAAGGCUGGAGAUUGGCCUCUGGAGUUAGCAGUGGAGCUUGGUGGGAUUGCAGUAAAAUGUUUGAGUAAUCAUGAGAAUGAAGGCCAAGAUGUGAGCAUGGCAAUGGUGGCAAGAGACAUGGAGAAGGUGAAGAAGAAAGGUGAUGAGCUAGUAAGAAGUGCAGAAUUUGCAGUGGCAAAUGAAGGUGAUUCAGAAGUGGAAGAAGAUGCAGAGAUUCCCAGUGCUUUUCUAUGCCCUAUUUUCCAGGAUAUAAUGCAGGACCCUCACAUUGCUGCUGAUGGAUUCUCUUAUGAGGUAGAAGCUAUAGGGGAGUGGUUGAGGAGCGGCCACGACACGUCACCCAUGACAAAUCUGAAACUCAAACACAGCCUUCUAACACCAAAUCAUGUCUUGCGUUCUCUAAUUUAUGACUGGCAAAAGAAAAGAUUAGAUCUUCCAUCAACGACAGUACAGUGAAAAUAUUUGAAGAUAGUAAGUACAUUAAUGUUAUCAUCAUGGAGAAGAGGAAGCAGUUGUUGAUGGCACCCAUUUUUAAUUUGUUCAAGCUAAGUAAAUUGCAGAUGCUUAAUUUGCAGCUAAGUAUAUAUGGAAUGGGUUUUCUUGAAGCAAUUCAAGCUAAGUAUAUAUGGACUUAAUGCU
This is a messenger RNA of Ipomoea nil (Japanese morning glory), 2754 nucleotides long. RefSeq names its product putative U-box domain-containing protein 50. NCBI's taxonomy places the organism in Eukaryota, Viridiplantae, Streptophyta, Magnoliopsida, Solanales, Convolvulaceae. The transcript is spliced from 9 exons. Gene Ontology annotation, biological process: protein phosphorylation; protein ubiquitination. The record is from RefSeq and is a predicted model, not a curated record. Bases 163 to 2571 code for a protein of 802 amino acids. Gene Ontology annotation, molecular function: ATP binding; protein kinase activity; ubiquitin-protein transferase activity.